UAAAAAUCGCUUUGUAUUGUUUUAUUGUAUAAUUGUUGACUUAUCGAAUAAAACUAUCUAUGAAAUAGUAUUUUAUUUUACUCUCACUCAAUUAAUUGGGAAUUCGCUAGCGAAGGGGAAUAAGUCGAUUAUAUCUCUGAAUCCACGAGAGAUAGCGAAAUUUUUGUUUAGAGCUUUCGCGUACCUCUUAAUGAGCUCUACAAAAAAGAUUCCGAAUAAAAAUUCGCUAUUUCGCUUAAAUCUGGAGAUAUUCCCCGAAAAGUCGAUCAGAUCGUAAGUCCGAUCGUUCCCCUUUCCAUCUUCGUUUAUGAAUUAAUAUCCAGUAAACAGGAAUGAUACACAGAAUUUUUUUGCAACACCGAGGAAGGCGAUGAGUGCAAAAUUUCUAAUAGAUAUGCAAAUUUUUUUUUUCUCCUCACCUACAUAAAAGUGAAAAAAAAUCAAUGGCGUGAGUACAAAAGCACAUUGGGUGUCUAAAAGGAAUUGUAUCAUCUCUUGACCUCUGGCACCAAUUGUUGAACAAUUUUUUUCCCAUCAUUGUGAGACCCAAAAUAGAUAACAAUUGUGAAGAGAGAUCAACAGUUGAGGAAAUGGAUAUUUCGCGAUCAUUCCAAGAUUUUGCCAAUAGGCAGUUGGACAGCGUUAACAAAAUGCUCGCUCCUCUCAAAUCAAUAAUUUUUCAUCACUAAAAAAAUAACAAUACAUUAUCCAUCGACGGAUGAGAUUUUGAAAUGUUGAAAGGACGGAUUUAACGCGGGAAACUCAAGAUUCUUCAUAUGUCGGAAAUACCUGUUAAAUAUUUGCUCCUUGGUAAUCUUCGCAAGUGCACAUCUGUGCCAGAGGCACUGUACUCUACAUACAUCAAUCUGUUGAAAUCUAAAUUCAAUAACGAAGUUGAUUGUCAAGGGAAUAAUAUUAUGGAGCCAUUCCUUGACAUGUGCUUUGCCCAGACUGAUUCGUCAAAUUGUCAAAUGUCCAAUAAUUUUGUACAAAGUAUGUCGGGCAUGCAGUAUGGAAUGAAUAAAAAAAAAUACAGGGAAGUACGACAAUGGAAAUCUGUUGGCAACGGUAAUAUAACGGGGAAUUCAUCGACCAACGGAGAGGGCGAUUUCAUCCUUCGACUUCUCACGUACAACAUAUUAGCGCAGAAUCUACUCGAGACUCAUUCUUAUUUAUAUAAAUAUCACAACGAGAGUGCAUUAAGCUGGGAACGCCGAAAACCACUCAUUCAUCAAGAAAUCAUCGAAGCUGGAGCUAAUGUAAUAUGCAUUCAAGAAAUGCAAAUGGAUCAUUUAGAGGAAUUUAUCAUGCCAUUUGCUGCGAAUGGUUUUGACUAUCUCUAUAAGAAGCGGACAAAUGAUAUGAGGGAUGGAUUGCUCCUGCUGUUUCGUCGGAAUCAAUUGAAACUCGUUGAUCAUGUGCAUGUGGAGUACCAUCAGACAUCCACGGAUAUUCUUAAUAGAGAUAAUGUGGGAAUUGUUGCUAAAUUUUCACUGAGGGAUUCGCCUGAGACGCACAUUGUUAUAUCAACAACACACUUAUUGUAUAAUCCAAAGAGAAGCGAUGUGAGACUCGCACAGACGCAAGUACUUUUUGCUGAAUUGGAGAGGAUUUCGUUCAUUGAAAACACAAGAGAUGGUCCAAAUUAUCAUCCAAUUAUUGUCUGUGGGGACUUUAACCUGCAGCCAUUCACUGGGGUCUAUCAGUUCAUCGUUGAUGGAAAUUUUCAAUACCUGGGAAAGGGACGGAAACUCGAAGAAUCUGGAUUUCGACGAUUGAGCAAUUCUCUCAUACCUUCGUCUCUUCUUAUUACUGAUAAUUGUCAGCAUUUCAAUGUCCUGACGAGGAGACUACGUGGAUCGGGAGAUGAACAAACGAUGUUAUACAGCAAAGAGGAGACUCGUGAGGAGAAUAGAGAAUCGCCUGGGUCUAUUAUACCGAAAGAAGUCGAUAUCGAAUCGUCGGAUUAUCAGAAAAUAACGAUAACUGAGGGCCAAUAUGCAACAUUUUCCUCAGGUGCUCUGACGCAUCCAUUUAAAAUAAAAAGUGUUUAUGCACACUCCAACUGCAGUGGAGAGGCGGAAGCAACGACUCAUCAGGAUCAGUGGAUCACAGUUGAUUACAUUUUUUACACUGACAUUGAACUUUUGGAUCGUUACAGACUUCCUACUGUGGCGGAAUGCAAAGAAUUUCCUGCUAUUCCAAAUUUUGUUGUGGGAAGUGAUCAUCUCUGUCUCGGUGCCACAUUUAAACUUAAAAGAAAACGCUCUGUAAGAUAAAUAAGCCCCGGGCUCUCAUUAUAUCGUAUUGUUGACAAAUGUAAAUAGAGGUAUCACGUUAUCGCUCAGAUAUUUUUGACAUGAAAAUGAUCUUUUAUUUUCGGAAUAAACAUCCCAUUGAUAAUUAUUUAUUAUGAA
Fopius arisanus is the source of this 2417-nucleotide messenger RNA. It is a transcript of the gene angel, whose product is annotated as protein angel. Lineage: Eukaryota; Metazoa; Arthropoda; Insecta; Hymenoptera; Braconidae. The transcript is spliced from 6 exons. Gene Ontology annotation, molecular function: 3'-5'-RNA exonuclease activity. Bases 777 to 2279 code for a protein of 500 amino acids. The record is from RefSeq and is a predicted model, not a curated record.